AUGUCGUACGCGCCGCAGGCCAUUCACUCCAAUCUGUCCCGGCCGCACCCCACCGACUCGAGGUUGCUCCAAAACCUCAUCAAGGGCGAAAAGAGCUACAUCGAUAACCUCGCCGCUUCGUCCAUCUCUGCUUAUGCAGCUGCCAGUGCGCUCGCAGCCUGGGGAACCUCGGAAGCUCCGGAUAUCUCGAAAGCAGCCCAAGCGCUCUCCGAGAUCCUCGGAACCGUGGCAGAUGCCCAGCGUACUCACGUUCAAGCUCUCGAAGGCUACCGCAGCGCGCUCAAAGAUGUGCUCGAUCGCGAACAGAGCAUUCGAUCCGUCGUACGCGACCGCGAUAUCCUCGUCGGCCGCCUCAUCAAGGCUAGCAAGAAGAAAGUAUCCAAGAAGGAUUCAGGCGUCAGCCAAGAGGACAAGAUGGACAAGGUCAAUGCAGCUCAGCGCGAAUUGCACGCAUGCGAACAGGUGCUUGCCAGCGAAGAAGCCGCUCUGGUAGGUGUCAAGCGACGCACCUUCAAAGAAGCGCUCACCAUGCGCAUGAAAACCAUGGGUGACGCCGGUGCUGCCACUGUUGAAGCAGCCAAGGAGGCGAUUCUGCUGCUCGACGAUUUUGACACCCACGGUCCCUUGCUCCAGGCCACUGGCGGCGGUCAGUACGAAAGCAUGUACGCUGAUGCGGGCAUCGAGACGGGCGCUUACGACAACCAGGCGCUCGAACAAGGCUACUACGCCGCUCAGCAGAAUGGCGCACCCGGCUUACCCCCGCAGAACGCCUACGCCGACGAAUAUGGCCUUCACGGCUCCCCUGUCGCUGGCGACGGCGCCAAUCUCACCCGUGACGAACAAGGUCAAUUCCACAAGCAUCUUCAAGGUCACGCCCAUCGUCAUCCACAGCAUUUCGACGGAGCAUCCGUCACGCCAUCCCAAUCCGCAAGCCAGGUCAUCGAUCACGACCGCUCGCACAUCCCACUCGGCCAGCGCUACACUUCGCACUUUGAAGACGUCGAGGAGCACGACGGUGUGCCUUCGGACACCGAUAGCGAAGAAGACUAUCGCCGUGCGUUCAUCGAGCCUCGUUUACGUAUGCCUGCUCCGCAUGAACUCGGCGUAGCAGCAGACACGCACGACUCCUUCAUCCCCCAAGCGCCUGUCAACGGUUCCGCGCCUCCCCCUCCGCCGCGCAAGGACGACGACGCUGCCGGGCGUGUGCCCAUGCCUGCCGUGCCCACUGCACCUCGAUUCGAUGUCAAUCACGUUCGCGGUCACAGCCAGGACACCAGCACCGACAAGGGCUUCAACCCCGCCAACGCCCAAUCCUGGAGCAGCCAGCAAGGUGGGGGUGCCCCGUACAGCCCUCCGCGGUACUCCAUGUCACGACGCAGCAUCGAUUCCGAAGGUGGCUAUGGCCACCAGCGAAAGUCGAGCAACUCGCUCAUCGGAAAGAUGAGCCGCCUCUUCAAAACUGACAUCCGCAACGGCGCCCUCGCUGAGGACGAAUCACACAGCGGCGGCGGCGGCUGGAACACUCGUACGUCGGCCAACGUCGAGCAAGAGAACGAGCGACGCCGUUUCACCUCACUUCGACGUGCAGAGCCCGACAGCUCAGACGAAGAGGACGAGCGUGAGGUCUUCCGCAACGUCAACCAACAGCGUCCAGGCUGGGAGGCGAAUGCCAACAGCGAUGUCGGCGGUAAGAAGCCCAUCUCUCGCAUCUUGCCCGGUCCAAAGAGCAAUCGAGUCCACGAAGCAGAGCAAGCCGAGAUCGAGCGCAUCCGCGCUUCGGUCGUCGGCGGCGGCAUUGGCGGCGCCACCCCCAACAAGCCUAUUGACAGAGCUGACAGCACAACUACUGCCACCAAGAAAAAGAAGAAGAAACGUCCUCAGGCCGGUAGCGAGGUUGGUACUGCCCCCACGCGCCCUUCGGCCAGCUACACUGUCUCAGGCGAUCUUUCGUCUCUGCAUGGCAACGUGGCAGCCGCUGACACGAGUGCUCGUCCAGCUCUCUCGCGCAGCUCCACCCUGAAAUCCACCAGCUCCAAGAAGAAGAAUCGCGCUAGCAUCGCCAGCACCGGUCUUGUCGGUGGCAACAUUUUCAACCCCAAUGCCGGCAAGUACGGUGCCGACUCGUGGAUCAAAAAACCAGCAAGUCAGAUGACCGCUUACGAAGCGGUGGCCAUGGCGGGUGUCGUUCCUAAAACGGCCGCCCCCAAGGAAAAGCCGGCUGCCACUACGCCAGCAGCAGCAUCAACUGCUCCCCCUUCGCUGGCGCCCCUUCCAGCUACUCCUGCCGCUGGAAACACUUCGCGCCCCCCUUCAGUCAUGUCGUCGGCUAGCCAAAAGCCGCCGCUCAAGUCGGCACUCAAGACCCCAGCUCUCAGCCGUAGCAACAGCACCGCCAGUGCCAAAGCGACCCCCCUGUCGCCCACAAAGAAGUCGGCCGCUACUCUUCCCACAGCAACGCUGGGUACCCCGGGAGCUCCGAUCAAAUCUGCACUCCGCCAUGAUAUUACUCAGAGUAUCAGAGCUGAGCCUACCCCUCAACCCAAGAUGGGGCCCAUCCCGAAGGCACCAGCGCCCGUCACCUCGACACCUCUUCCAGAGACUGUAGCUCCGUCGAAGCCUGCUGUGGAAGAGCAGAGGGCAGCAACAGCAGCCGCUGCUCAGGCACCUGCAGCUUCGCAGCCCGCCGUGAAACAGCCGUCGAUCACGGCAAAGGUCGCCGCCCCGGUUGAAACCGCUGGGACAGUCAGAUCAGCAGCGCCACAGUCGGUGCUCAGCAUCGAAGAGGAUAAAGGCUUUGACGGCACUGGCCGACUUGACGUUCCUGUCGGUGCUGGUGAGGCACAAAGUGCCGUACAGGAUGCAAAGUCCAUCGCCCUGCAGCCCAAGGUGGCUAUGCCCAAGCUUGAGAUGCCAAGCUCCGAACCGUUCUCGGUCUCGUUUGACGGCUCACGCCGCGGCUCCGCUGUGACGAAUGAAAGCGCUGCUGACGAAGUAUUUUUGACGCCAGGCGCCGAGCAAACGUACAAAGCCUUUAUUCAAGAGCACGGCCAGUCUCCGUCGAUCGAAAGAUCUGCCAAUGCCACGCCUCUUGGAGUCAAGCAAGCCGACGGUGUCGCCAGGUUGACGGAUCGCAAGGUCAAAAUCGAGCCUAGCCGUGUCUAUGGUACAGGUGCGCCCGAGGUGAGCGACACUUCUUCCGAAGAAGCUUCGCCCAUCAAGCCUUCUUACGACGCCGAGGAAGGGGCACAGAAGGCUUUGCAAGUACAAGCCUCCUCGGCUCUAGCUGAUCCCACGCAUCAGCCUGAUGCAAGCUUGCAAGGCCUCUCUGGCACCCCUGUCGCCGGCGCUGCACCUGCUCUGGCGGUGGCGUCGCUUUCCCCGAUGAAAGCGAACAAUGCCUCCUCGUUGGCCAUGGCAAAGGCGCCCAGCGACAAUGGCAGCGUGGUCAGCCGCCGAAAGAGCGUUCGCAUGGCGCCCGAUGUCAAGCUUCCUCCUGACACGCCAACCGAUGUAGAGACGCCCCGCGGCACCGAACACAGUGGCAAAGAUCCAAUCGCUGCUCGCGGCUCACAGCUAAGCAGCCGCAUUGCUCCUCCUCCUCCGGCGCCGGCCAAGGCAACUAAGGAAGCUGGCCCUAUUGAUCUUGGCGGUGGCCGACAGACGACGAGCUGGACCAGCCGUGUUCGUGAUACGGUGGACAGCAGCAGCGACGAGGAGGAUGCCGACGACGACGGCUAUUCGAGCGCACGUAAGGCGUUCGGGUCUGCUAGUCGAGAUUGGGCGGAAGCAAUGGGAACUGUCAAGCCAAAGACGAAAAAGACGGCCGGUGAUACUGGCUCGGUGCGAUCAGCAUCCAAGAAGACGUCAGCUGCCAAGGCAAGUGCAUCCAGCAAUGCUGCGGCUACCGUUGCUCCUGUGGCUCCGCCACCCUCGAUCGGAUACGUGCCUACAGCACCAGGCCCGAUCUCAUCGACGCUGUACACUGCCAAAGCACCAGGGUCGUCGGUAGGCGUCGGAGCGAGCCAAGCAGUACCAUCUACGUCGAUGUACUCGGUGACUGCGCCUGAUUCUGUGGUCAGUGGAAGCGCUCUUCCAUCGGGUGCUCCGACUGCUGCGAGUGCAGCUCCUGUUGCCAACACACCGACUGGCACUCGAGCUGGCGCUACCGCUGCUACCGUCCCUGCGCCGCUCACAGCAUCGAACCUCAAUGCUCUAGACAGCAAGGACCGGCCAGAAAUGCCGCCGGUCCCCGUCGCUCCACCCGCACAAGGCCAGACCACCAUCAGCGUCCCCACCGCUCCACCCCCGGCCAUCUCUGGUAAGGCGGCCAGCUCCGUCAGCAAGAGCGGCUUCUUCCGCAGAUUCAAGCGCAACAAGUAA
Molecule: messenger RNA, 4380 nt
Organism: Mycosarcoma maydis (corn smut)
Lineage: Eukaryota; Fungi; Basidiomycota; Ustilaginomycetes; Ustilaginales
Exons: 2
Coding region: 1-4380 (1459 amino acids)
Biological process (GO): eisosome assembly; negative regulation of protein kinase activity; endocytosis
Cellular component (GO): plasma membrane; eisosome filament
Molecular function (GO): lipid binding
Source: RefSeq, a predicted model, not a curated record